AUGGUUAUGGCUUCACGAUUCCCACGCUCAAAUCUCCACCAGCGCGAUCCUCGUGCUUCCUCAUCCCUCUUUGACUCAUACGGUGGCGAUUCCCGACCCGCCAGUAAAUCCCCUGGCCGCAUAGGUGGAUACGGAUAUGGGGCCUACACUCCCCCGGCCGGAGAUAGCUCCUUGAACGGCGGUGCGACGGCUGGAUAUCGAGCUGCGACCCCAAACGCCAAAGGCCACUAUUCCGAUGCCGUUCUCUCCCACCUAGAGUCGCAAAAUGACACCGAAGUUGAAGGCAUCAGCGCCAAAGUCAGGAUGUUGAAGGAUCUCACGGUUGCGAUUGGCGAUGAGAUUCGCGAUACCUCGACUAUCUCCGAUCUCAACAACACCUUCGAAAACACCCGGGUCCGCCUCCGCGGGAAUAUGAAUCGUAUGCUGCGGAUGGCGGAGCGCACUGGUGUUGGCUGGCGAGUGUGGUUCGCUUUCUUCGUCGCCGUCUUCUUGCUCUUUGCGUACGUGUGGUUGACCUGA
Messenger RNA from Aspergillus heteromorphus CBS 117.55, 519 nucleotides. RefSeq names its product SNARE domain- containing protein. The record is from RefSeq and is a predicted model, not a curated record. Gene Ontology annotation, biological process: endoplasmic reticulum to Golgi vesicle-mediated transport. The transcript has 4 exons. Lineage: Eukaryota; Fungi; Ascomycota; Eurotiomycetes; Eurotiales; Aspergillaceae. Bases 1 to 519 code for a protein of 172 amino acids.